Molecule: messenger RNA, 2424 nt
Organism: Symbiodinium natans
Lineage: Eukaryota; Dinophyceae; Suessiales; Symbiodiniaceae
Source: the annotation of a GenBank genome assembly
AUGGACUACUUUGCAGGGGCACCUGGCGCGGCACCCCCCCGGCUGCGCGCCCCAACGGCGGCGGCAUUUGAGGCCGCCGCCCGCUCCGGCAAGGUGCUCAUCUUGGAAAAUGCCUCCAGUGGCGCUGCCCUGGAAGGUUGGACAUGUGAACGUCUCGCUCAGGAGUUUCCAGAGGCGAAGAUGCGCCGGGAGUACGACUGGGUAAAGAACCCACAGGAUCGGAACACCCAGGAGAUGGGCAAGGUAGCCUGGGCUUCCUCCCUGGAGCAUGGGGAAGAUGCCCAGGAGCGGCUGCGACAGGACCCAGAGUCUCCUCCGUUUGCACCCUUUUACUGGGGUGUGCGGGAGCACGGCAAAGGCGACUUAGGAUCCAAGAAGGUGGUGAAGCGCAUUCGCCAGCUCAUCAAGGAAUCCAUCCCACCAUUUAUGGACCCUCAGAAUGCCGAGUCCCUCUUCAACAAUGCGGAGUUCUGGCUUGGUGCUAAGGGAACCGGGGCAAGGGCCCACAUGGAUUCGCACUGUAUCAGCACGCUGAGCGUGGUGCUCCAUGGGGAGCGGCGCUGGCGCAUAGGGCCAGUGCCACGGCUGCCGAAAGGAGCAGGGCGGUCGCCUGACGACGAAGUGGUCUUCGAUGAUGGCGUAGCCUACAAGCUUGGCUGGAAGCCAAUGUUCGAGUUCACAGUGAGGGAAGGUGAGGCGGUCCUCUUUCCUCCAGGCUGGAUACACGAGACAUUGAACACCGCAGACGAUUGUACGGUUGCUCUUACAACGCAGUUUGACCUUCCCAUGCCAGUGCGGUACUACCGAUCCUUCUACCAGCGUCUUAGGCGCAUCGGUGACUUGUACGGCUGCUGGCGUGAUAUGGUGAGCUGGGCAGGUGCAAAUGGUGCAAAAGUUCCCAAGCCAGGUGAUGCCACAGCAAUGGCUGAAAGGGCCUACAACGACAUCGAGCAGAAGAGGCGAACCCUCAAGCCGAAGGAGGUUGACUUCUUCGAUCUGGACGAGGAUCAAAAUGUCACAAGGGAGGAGUAUGUGCAGACCUUCGCAGCCUGGGCUGCAACAGAGCUGGCGAUAAGAAAGGAGAAGCGCAAGCAUGUCCCGAAGUGCGACAUGAGCUGGGAUGACAAGGCCGCACGAUGUUGUAGUUUCGAGGCUCGCAGGUAUCCUUUCCCAAUGCCCAACCUGUCGGAGGUGCUUCGAAGCAUGGAGGACUGGGCCGCCUACGCGGCGGCUCUUCAGGCCCUGGGGGUGCCCCCGUCAGCGCCAGCACCUGUCGUCCCAGGAGCCGCGCCUGUGGCUGCCGCCCCAUUUGCGGGAACAGCAUUUGUGCAACCCAUCGCUCCAUCAGUGGGGGUGUCACCCGCGCCGCUGGCGGCGCCAUUUGCGCAGCCGGCAGCAGCACCUGUGGCUGCCGACCCCGGCACCACUGCUGCCAUCGCUGCAGCCCUCGCGCUUAUACAGCCCCAACCGCAAGCGCAAGCGCCUCCCAUAGCAGGUGGUUAUGGCGCAAUUCGGCCGGUCCAUGCAGCUCCUCACGCUGCCCCAUACGCUCGGGCACCUACUGCGCCAUCGCCACCUCCAGCUCAGACGGCUGUGCCUAGCAUCCCAGGUCUGGAUCCUGCGACGCUAGCUGCCAUUACUGCUGCUCUGGGUCUUGGAGGGCAGCCGGCCCCCACACCAGCAACGACAGCAACAACUGUGCUGCCGGCGCUGAACAACCUGCCGGGGCUGCAGGGGCUGGACCUGGGAAAUCUGGCAGGCCUUGCAAACAUCCCGGGGUUGGGGCAGCAAGGGCUGGAUGCCCGACCGCCGAGGAAUCCUCCAGGCGUCAUCGGCCGCAGGCCCAAAGCCAAAGCAGCCAGCCAUGUGCAAAUUCCUCGACUUACAGACGAGGAGGUUGCCAACCCAGGAGCGUUGCUUGAGGCAGCAGAUUCCCGCAAUGAGGGCCGAUGUAGAGCGCUGGUGCUGCACUCGAGUUUUCGGGGCAUCAAUGAGAAGCUCAAGGAUGGCCGCACGGCCCUGCAUGUGGCCAUGCUCCGAAAGCUCCCAGAGGACCUGUGCUUGGCCAUCGCCAUGCACAAGGAUUUCAAUGAGGCCAAUGCUGUCGACACCUUCGGCUACACCUUGCUGAUCCUUGCAGCCUCGAAGGGCAUGUCGCAGGUGUGCAAUGCUAUUCUCGACCGGGAUGACUUUGUCGGCGUCAAUGCGCAGGACAAAUGGGGGGCCACUGCCUUGCACUGGGCCGCAGACCAGGACUUGGCCGAUGUUUGCGAGAAGAUUCUGUCGCACCCGGAGUUUGUUGAGGGCAACCGCCGAGCCUGGAGCUUCGCCUUUGAAGACAAGACCGCUCUGGAUGUGGCCCUCCAUCGAAACUGUAAGGCAGCCGCCGAUGUGAUCCGUCGACAUGUAGGUCCACCCAGGUAA